Drosophila takahashii is the source of this 390-nucleotide messenger RNA. Its product is annotated as protein Turandot F. NCBI's taxonomy places the organism in Eukaryota, Metazoa, Arthropoda, Insecta, Diptera, Drosophilidae. The record is from RefSeq and is a predicted model, not a curated record. Gene Ontology annotation, biological process: immune system process.
AUGUCGUUUCCUCACAAUUUCACAAUUCUAAUAGGCUGCCUUCUGGUUAUCCUGGGAUGUCUUUUUGGAGCAGGUCAAGCUCAAAACGAUCCUGAAUUCACGUAUAAAGGCUGUCAAAUGCUCGCGAUCUUUGGCAACCAAUCGGUCGAUAUAAACACCAAAAACCGAAAUUUGCCCGCACUCGUUGAGUUCUAUGAGAAGUACUCCAAUCGCCUACAACUAAAUGCUCAAGAACGUUCUUAUGCCAACAAUGUGGAGAGGAGAUGUAGGACCCAUACCCAGAGAGUGGAUGGUGUGCCUGCUCAGGGAGGAUUCUGGCUUGUAAUACCUUUGGUCCUUCCCUUUGUGGUGUCGAUUGUGGAAGGUAUUGCUAAGGCCAUCGCCCAGUAA